AUGGCUGCUCCGAAGAUAAUCGUGCUCGGUAGCCUCAACGGCCAGCUUGAGGCGGCCUUAAAGAAGCUGGGCACCCUCCACGCAAAGAACCACUUCUCCCUUGCGAUUCUCACCGGCGACGUCUUCUCGCCCGAAACCGAUGACGACCUGAUAUCGUCGCUGCUAAACGGCGCGCUCGAGGUGCCGUUGCCCACCUACUUCACCAUCGGCACGCACGCUCUGCCCCCACGCAUCGCCGCCAAGGUCGAAGCCGACGAGGAAAUCUGCCCGAGCCUGCACUUCCUCGGCAAGCGCAGCAUCACCAAGACGUCGGAAGGCAUCCGCAUUGUCUCCCUCGGCGGCCUUCUAGACACAAACUUGGUCGGCGGACAGUCAAAGGAGCAGCACUUGCCCUUCCACACCGAGGAUGACGCCAGGGCGCUCCGUGGCGCAAACACCGCCGACAUUCUCUUGACGUCCAUGUGGCCCGCCGAUGUCUGGAGGGGAUCCAAGGUGGGACUUGAGCCUGCGCAACAGGCCGCGAUCCAAAGCACAAAGUCCAUCGCCGACCUCUGCGCGGCGCUAAAACCUCGAUACCACAUCUCGUCCUCCCACGGCGCAUUCUUCUACGAGAGGGAGCCAUUCUUGCAUCCCACCUCCAGUAGCAUGGAUGAGAUUGCCGCGACGCGCUUCAUUUCGAUGGCCCCUUACGGCAACGACGCCAAGGCGAAGGCCAUGUAUGCUUUUGCCCUGAACAAGUCGGACACGGCUCCCCCGACAGGUGCUACCAGAUCGCCCUUCGCGCCGGCUCAAGCAAAACGUGAACGCGAGGAUAAUGGCUACAGCCGGUUCGGACACCACGAUGACCACCACGGCCGCCGCAACAAGCGCCGGCGCGCCGCGAUGCCGCCCCCAGGCCCCGAUCAGUGCUACUUCUGCUUGUCCAAUCCCAACAUAUCGGCGCACAUGUGCUGCAGCAUCGGCGAGGACGCCUACCUCACGACUGCUAAGGGCCCUCUACCAACCUCCAAGACCUUUUCAGAACAGAGUCUCGACUUCCCUGGUCAUUUCAUCAUCAUCCCGCUGCCUCACGCCCCCACUAUCCCCAGCAUGGGCCCCACCGACGAGCCAGACGGCGAGGCCGUCAAGACGUACAAGGAGAUGACGCGAUUCCGCGAGUCGCUGCAAGCCAUGAUCGCCGCGCGCUCCUCGCACAAGCUCGGCGCCGUCACAUGGGAGAUCAGCCGCGACAGCAACGUCCACCUCCACUGGCAGCUCGUGGCCGUGCCCGCGGACCUGAUCCGGAAGGGCGUAGCCGAGGCCGCCUUCCGCGUCGAGGCCGAGAACGAACGCUACCCGGCCCUCAAGUCGCGCGACCUCGCCCUCAACGAGCAGGCCGCCUGCGGCGACUUCUUCCGCGUGUGGCUCUGGGCCGACGACGGCGAGGACCGCAUUAAGGGCACGUCCCUCGUCAUGCCGCUGCCCCAGGACCUGCGCUUCAACCUCCAGUUCGGCCGCCGCGUCCUCGCCAAGCUCCUUGGCCUCGAGGCCCGCUUCACCUGGCAGGACUGCGCGCAGACCGAGGAGGAGGAGACGCGCGACGUCGAGGCCUUCCGCUCGGCCUUUAAGGACUGGGACUUUACCCUCCAAGAGGAUGGCGCCUGA
Messenger RNA from Purpureocillium lilacinum, 1644 nucleotides. RefSeq lists its product as uncharacterized. The record is from RefSeq and is a predicted model, not a curated record. Gene Ontology annotation, cellular component: post-mRNA release spliceosomal complex. Gene Ontology annotation, molecular function: RNA lariat debranching enzyme activator activity. Gene Ontology annotation, biological process: mRNA splicing, via spliceosome. Lineage: Eukaryota; Fungi; Ascomycota; Sordariomycetes; Hypocreales; Ophiocordycipitaceae.